CGCGCUGCUGUCGGCGGCGCCGCGCUCCCUCAUGGAGCCGCUGUCCGCCGGUGUGCCGCCCGGAGGAGCCUCCUCACAGCCUCCUCUGCUGUAAACCGGAUCGGUUCGGUCCCGGUUCCGGACAGAGACCCGCGGCUCGGUCACAGCGGUCCGACCCGCAGGGAGCGGCCGCUCGGCUGAUCUGGAUCCGAUCCGCAGGGCGGAGCAGCGGUGGAAAGGAGCGACGAUCCGCCGCCGUUUGGCUGCGCUCACACCGCGGACAGCUGCUGCUCCUCCGGCCGCCUCCUCCUCACAUGUACUACACAGAUAAUACACAGAGUGUACUGCUACUGUCAGGGAGGACAGUACUCAGUGAUACAGGCAGGACAGUAAGGUACCAGAGGUCAUCGAGUCCAGACUGAUACUGCAGUAAUACUACAGUACUUUUACUUUAAAGAGUUGUAAAGUCAGUGUUUUAUUCCAGCUGAGCAACAGUGAUACUACAGAACAGGAGGAGUGUCAGUGUGAGUACUACAGCAGUACUCUGUGUGUACUCUGUGUGUACUCUGUGGUCCUCCUCUGGACUCUGGCAGAUAAUCAGAUUACUGAGCUCAGAGGAUUUUGUGAGUGGAGAUGGGGAGCACUGCAGAGAGGAGGGAGGAGGAGGAGGAGAGGAGCUGCAGGAGGAAGAAGAGGAGGCCGCUCAGACUCCACAUGCCUGAGCUGAGUCUGUUUGCGAUGCCCUUCCUGGAGGGAGAUCCAGGCCGAGCGGAGAAGGACGGCAGCAGGAAGCAGGGGGAGCCUGCGUGCCACUCUGCCAGCCCCACCAGGAGCUUCUUCCACCGGGCUCCGUUCAGCCGCCCCUCCAGCCCCCGCUCCGCCCCGGCCAGGACCUCCACCCCCAGGGUGAGUCCCAGCUCCCCAAAGACCAUCUUCCCCUACCAGACUGGACCCCCCCAGCAGGACUCACCGCCCAAGUCUCCACGCAGGCUGAGCUUCAGUGGGAUCUUCAGGUCGGCCUCCAGGGAUUCAAACCACCAACCCUCGUCCUCGCCCGUCACCAUCAAACUGUUCACACGCAACAAGAGAGACAAGGCCAGAGCCCACAGCCUCUCCUCCCCCCCUCCUCCCCCUCCUCCGCCCCCCCGUCAGGAGGAGGUGAGUGUUUUCCACCUGGAGACGUACCUGACUGAGCCGAGGCGUCCGGAGACCAGGAGGCUGCGCUCCUUCUCCUCUCCUCCUGACACCGGACAGCGCUCCUUCUCCUCCACCUCCUCAUCCUCCUGGUGCCAGCUGCCUCCUCCUCCUCUGGCCCCGCCCCUUCCUGUGUCUCCGUCUCUUCCUGUUGGGAGGCUGGUGGAGGUUGCAGACGGGAUGUCGGAGCAGCCGGACCCUGACGAGGCCGCGUCCGAGGAGUCGGAGAGAGACAUCUACAUGCGCUUCAUGAAGUGUCACAAAUGCUACGACAUCAUCCCCACCAGCUCCAAACUGGUGGUGUUCGACACCACGCUGCAGGUGAAGAAAGCUUUCUUUGCUCUGGUUGCGAAUGGAGUGAGAGCAGCUCCACUGUGGGAGAGUAAGAAGCAGAGCUUUGUAGGAAUGUUGACCAUCACAGACUUCAUCAACAUCCUGACCAGAUACUACAAGUCCCCCAUGGUUCAGAUCUACGAGCUGGAGGAGCAUAAGAUCGAGACGUGGAGAGAGCUGUACCUGCAGGAGACCUUCAAACCUCUGGUCCACAUCUCACCUGACGCCAGUAUAUUCGAGGCCGUUUACUCCCUGAUAAAGAAUAAGAUCCAUCGUCUUCCUGUCAUCGACCCGGUCAGUGGGAACGCUCUCUACAUCCUGACGCACAAGAGGAUCCUCAAGUUCCUGCAGCUCUUUGUGUGUGAGAUGCCCAUGCCGGCCUUCAUGAAGCAGACUCUGGAGGAGCUCGGCGUGGGGACGUACGCCAACAUCGCCUACAUCCACCCGGACACGCCGCUCAUCACGGCGCUGUCCGUCUUCACGCACCGCCGCGUCUCCGCCCUGCCCGUCGUCGACCACCACGGCAAGGUGGUCGACAUCUACUCCAAGUUUGACGUCAUCAACCUGGCAGCAGAGAAAACCUACAACAACCUGGACGUGACGGUCACUCAGGCGCUCAGACACCGGUCCCAGUACUUUGAAGGAGUCAUGAAGUGCAACAAACUGGAGACGCUGGAGACCAUCGUGGACCGCAUCGUCAAGGCUGAGGUCCACAGACUGGUUGUGGUGGAUGAGGAGUCUCGAAUCAUCGGGAUCGUCUCUCUGUCUGACAUCCUGCAGGCGCUGGUGUUAACCCCCGCAGGUCUGGGGAGGAAGGAGUCUCUGCCCUCUCAGCCCUCAGCCCUGGACUCAACUGGACCAGACACAGGAUGUAGACCUGAACCACACCAGGACCAGGAGAAAGACCAGGACCAAGAACUGGAGCCUUGUACGGAGACAGAGACAAAAAGCAAACCUGAGCCAGAUCAGGACCAGGACCAGGACCAAGGAGAGUCGGGCUGCAGGGACACUGAUGCUGCAGAGACCUGCCAACAGGGGGAGACAGAAGGGGAGGGAGAGGGGGAGACAGCAGAGACAGAUGGAGGAGAGAAACAGGAGGAGGAAGAGGAGGGAGGAGAGAAGGUGGGGGAGGAAGAGGAGACUGGUGAAGGAGCGAGGGAAGAGGAGGAGGAGGGGGAAGAUGGGACAAAGGGGGAGGAGGGAGGAGAAGUAGAGGAGGAGGGAGAGGAAGGAGUGAGGGAGGAGCAGGAGGAGGGGGAGGAUAGGACAAAGGGAGAGGAAGGAGGGAAAGUGAAGGAGGAAGAGGAGAAGGAGGGAGGAGCUGAAGAGGAGGCAGGAGAAGGAGGGGAGGAGGAGAGGGAGGAGGAGACGGGUGAAGGAGCGAGGGAGGAGGAGGACAGGAUAACAGGGGAGGAGGGAGGGAUGGUGGAGGAGGAGAAGGGGGAGGAAGCAGAGGAGAGGACAGGAGGAGGAAGUGGUGAAGGAGAAGAAGAAGGAAAGGAGGAAGAGGAGAAGGAGGGAGGAGCUGAAGAGGAGGCAGGAGAAGGAGGGGAGGAGGAGAGGGAGGAGGAGACGGGUGGAGGAGAAGAGGGGGAGGCGGCGUGACGUCCUCACCCGGCGUCUCUCUGGACUUUGUCGCAACUCGAGUCGAGCCGCUCGGAGGAGGAGGGGGAGGGGCGUCAGGCUGACGUGUGAUUGGCUGGGGAGGCGGGAGGCUGUUUUUCAUUGGCCGUCAGUCGGAGGAGGAGUCGCUGCAGGACUGCGAUUGGCUCUGAUCAAUCAUGACGUCACAGCAGAGAGCAGGUAAACCACCUGAGCAGCUUCCUCUUCUGUUUGUCCUCAACAACUGAAACCACCAACCUGAACUCAGAGGCGACUCUUACUGUGAAAGGAGCUGUGGACGAGCUUCCUGUCGCUACAUAGCUAACGUUAGCAUUAGCAGCUGUUAACACUGGCUUUAGUUCUGUCACAUGCUAAUGACAGAUGGUCGUAAUUAACCAAUGACUGAUGAGCUGCUUUAACAGACGUGAAGAGAAACAGGUCAUUAUCAAUGAAGAGCCACGAAGACAUCAAACAGGAAGAAGACUCAGAAGUUUCAGAAUAAAACUGCUGUAAAAACAGGAUUUAUUCCACAAACAAUCACUUUUUAUUCUAUUUUAUUCUAUUUAAUCAUCAUCCAUCUCUGUGAGGUCACAGAGGGGGCGGGCCCAUCGGUGUCUCUGAUUGGUGGAGAGUUAGAAAUCAAUAAGUGCUGGUUCUCAUGUAAAGUUUGUUCAUAGAGGUGAAUUAUCUGAAGUUACUUUGGCGUCAAGUUUCCAGUGAAUCUGUACAAAUGUAGAUUUUCUCGUUGAUGUGUUUAAAGUUGUAGUUUCAGACCGAACCCAUCUCCUCCUCCACCUUCCUCUCCGGGGAUUCUGGGAGAUGGAGUGUGUGAAGGUGAAGGUGUGAUGCGUUCACUGUCAUCUCGUCAGUCUGCAGACGGGCUACAUUUCUAAACGUUGUGUAAAUGUUGCUGCUGAUGAAUCGAUGAAUAAAACAUCCUGAUGAUUUUCCUUUUUAAA
Messenger RNA from Lates calcarifer (barramundi perch), 4067 nucleotides. RefSeq names its product 5'-AMP-activated protein kinase subunit gamma-1. Bases 613 to 3111 code for a protein of 832 amino acids. The record is from RefSeq and is a predicted model, not a curated record. The transcript is spliced from 16 exons. NCBI's taxonomy places the organism in Eukaryota, Metazoa, Chordata, Actinopteri, Centropomidae.